Molecule: messenger RNA, 3913 nt
Organism: Ahaetulla prasina
Lineage: Eukaryota; Metazoa; Chordata; Lepidosauria; Squamata; Colubridae
Gene: DOK4
Product: docking protein 4
Exons: 10
Coding region: 515-1507 (330 amino acids)
Biological process (GO): positive regulation of MAPK cascade; cell surface receptor protein tyrosine kinase signaling pathway
Cellular component (GO): cytoplasm
Source: RefSeq, a predicted model, not a curated record
UGCCUGGGCUGGGGGAGCGAGCGAGCAAGGCGAGGAACAGCGAGCGCCGCCAGCGCUGGGUCACUCGGCGCCCGCCCUGGCGCCAGGCUCGGCUGGCUGCAGCCCCGAAGCCAAGCGAGCAAACCCCGGCGCCCGCUGGCCACCAGCAGCCCGCUCCGCCCGGCCGGAUCCUGAGCUUCCCGGACGCCGGCAGAGCGAGGAAAAGAAUUGAGAAGGUCCUAUUAAGUUAUCCUGGUCAGAUAGAAUAAGGGACACAGAAGGCAACUUUAGAAGCUCACUUGAAUGCGCCCAGGCAGAAAAAGCCGCUUCCCCUUCCGACUAGAACAAUGCUGGAGGGCAGGCGAGGUGGCGUGCCAGCCCAAGUCUGAGAACAGGUGAACAACGGGCGAAGAGGAGGGCAGGGCGAGGUUGGCGCUGACCUAGACGCUGCCCUAGAGGAAGCCAGCUUGGAGGGGGGAGAAAAAAAGAGGAGUGGAAGAGUCAAACCCUUGGCAGGCAGGCUGGCGGCUGAGCCAUGGCUACCAAUUUCAGUGACAUCGUCAAGCAAGGGUAUGUGAAGAUGAAGAGCAGGAAACUUGGGAUUUAUCGGCGUUGCUGGCUGGUGUUUCGGAAAUCUUCCAGCAAAGGUCCCCAGAGGUUGGAGAAAUACCCAGAUGAGAAGUCAGUGUGUUUACGAGGAAGCCCAAAGGUCACAGAGAUCAGCAAUGUGAAAUGUAUCACGAGGUUGCCCAAGGAGACCAAACGCCAAGCUGUGGCAAUCAUAUUUAUGGACGACUCAGCUCGGACGUUCACCUGUGAAUCAGAACUGGAAGCCGAAGAAUGGUACAAAACGCUGUCCGUUGAAUGCCUGGGGGCCCGGCUCAACGACAUCAGCCUCGGUGAGCCAGAUCUGCUGGCGCCCGGAGUUCAGUGUGAGCAAACAGACCGGUUCAAUGUCUUCCUCCUGCCCUGCCCCAACCUGGACAUCUAUGGUGAAUGCAAAUUGCAGAUCACUCAUGAAAACAUUUACCUCUGGGAUAUGCACAAUCCCCGGAUCAAGCUCGUUUCCUGGCCUUUGUGUUCCCUGCGCCGCUACGGAAGAGAUGCCACACGGUUCACCUUUGAAGCUGGCCGCAGGAUGUGUGAUGCAGGGGAAGGGCUGUACACCUUCCAGACCCAGGAGGGCGAGGAGAUCUAUCAGAGGGUGCACAGCGCCACCUUAGCCAUUGCCGAGCAGCACAAGCGAGUCCUGAUGGAGAUGGAGAAGAACGUGAGAUUGUUGAACAAGGGGACAGAGCAUUAUUCCUAUCCCUGCACACCUACCACCAUGUUGCCACGCAGUGCUUACUGGCAUCAUAUCACCGGCUCACAGAACAUCGCUGAGUCUUCCAGCUACGGGGGUGACAGCUACUCUGGUCCCCAGGCCAGCUCAGAGACUGACCUCUUGAACCGCCUAAUCUUACUGAAGCCAAACUCUUCCAAGAGUGGGAAAAGUGACGGCAAAGACCCCACCUCGGCUACCCAGUGAGGCCGCUCAAGACCAAGUGAGGAAAACUGUUGGGGUGCCCACUCAGGCCAAGGGACCGAAGAUGUUUUUUUUUACUUGCUCCUGCCCUUCCACGAAAGGCCCAGGGACGACAUUUUGUGCAGGGGAACAGUGCAAGCUUUGCCCCGGGGUGGCUCCAACACGAACGUUCUAGAUCCAGGAGCUGUGGACCGUCUGGUCAACGAACCCGGCCUGGCCCAGGAUGUCAGCAGGCAUCCAGAUCUUCUGAAAAGGACGAGCUAUAUAUUAUUACAACUAUUUUCAAUAUAUCGUAUUGUUUAUGCAUAUCCUAUAUAUCCAGAGAGGGGGGGUCUCCCCCGAAUGCACAUCUUUUGGCCAUCAAGGCCAGAAGUUUAGACGGUCGGAGGGAGGAUUCGGCCCCGAGGGGGGAGGGCCUCUUCCUUUCUCACAUAGGGGAACAGCACCUUGGACCUGGGCCAGGUUGAAGUCUUCCCACGUCAUUUGGGAGCCGAAGGAUGGACCUGUGAGGGGUUGUGGGGCUGGAAGAGGGGCUGCUGGCCCAGGCUUUCAGAAACAGCCUCAUUGCUCUGCCGAUCCAUGCUGCAGACCUCAACCAGGUCUUUGGGAGGCCCCAAAUAAACCUGUCUUCGGCACAGCAACCCUGCAGGGGAAAGCAGAGCAACAAAAGAUAUCCUUGGGGACCUCUGCCUGCCCUCCUCAGAAAUGCAGCUUGCUCAGCAACGCUUCCUCACAGACCCUUCGGCCCUCCCUGGAGAUUCCAGCUUCCCCUCCCCUCAGCAACGGUAGCACAAAUUUCCUUCUGGCUGUGCUCUCUCCACGGGGCUGCCAGCUCAGGACAAGAGGGAUGGGUGGGGAGCUUGAGGCCUUGGUUCUGUCGCUGUGCCCAAAAGCUGCUUUCCUUGGGGCUAUUUGGGGCCAAUCGUGAGCUGCAAGGGGUGUCCCUCCUCAAACACGGGUGCUCUAUUGGAGGUCAGUUCUUCACCCGGCACAGACCCCUGCUGUUCCUGAAGGGAGGAGAUAUUGACUGGGUUUUGCCGCAAGUCUCCUUAGAUUUGGGCUUAGCGUGUGGUGUGAACCCAGCCACCGUGGUUUCUUUGCCAAGCCUUUGCUAUACCUUUGCAGGGUUUAUAGCUUAGCAGGUACACUCAGUCCCAUGUGGCUUACUCAACCAACUGUGGUUCAUGCCAACCAUUGCCUCAGCACAAUGUAGAAGCGAUAAUUGCAAAAGGGGAAGCAGCUGGGGGUGGCCUCCUUGAGGCAGGGGGUUGUUGGAAGAUUUCUUGUUACAUUCCAGUUGGAAAGUUUUGCCUCUCCUCAAGUCUAUCUCCUACCUCUACCCCCCACCCAACAAACCACCUCCAAGGCCACUCCCUCCUUUCUCUGUCCUCAAGGCAAGCUGUGGGUCCCACCGGUCAGUCCCAGCCUUCUUUUGAUUGGCAGGAGACAAAUCAAUUGCUUGUUUCCAGAAGGCCCCUUAAUUUCAAUUCCCGGCUUCUUCUUCUCUUCUUGGACAGUCGAAAAGGUUGUCCACUUUUAGCCUGGCCCCUUGACCAUGGCUUGGCCUUCAGGCAGAAGCACAGUGGAGGACGUGUCUUUCAAGUGCUUUGAAGGACUCUGUUGAAGGAACCUCUCGACUUUCCUUCUUGAAAAGGCUCUCCUGAGAACACAGUCCCACCUUCUCCCUCCUUUCCCGGUAUAGUUAGUCAAGGCAGUCUUCUCCAAGCUGGUGCCCUCCGGAUGUACCGCUCCAAAUCCCAUAAUCGUUAGCCCGUACUGCCAAGGGGAUGAUGUGAACUGACACCCCGGUAGAUUUGGGGGCCACCAGCUUGGGAAGGGCCAUCUUGGUAAAAUGCUUCCACGGAGCACCUGGAUUUCCUAUGCUGAACUUUUUUUAAACAGAAGCAAUUGGUUUUCUAGUUUUACUAUUUAUUGAAUAACUUUUAGAAGGGCUAUCUUUUUAUAGUCGUACAAUUGGUAGUGUUGUUUUUUGUGUUCUUUACUUUGUUCCUUUCUUUUUUCCUCUCUCAAUAAUGCUGGAGAUAUUUGCCCUCUCUUGUGCUCUGUAUGUGUAAAUAACCAUGUUUUGGAUCCUGUGUGUAAGUGAGAGAAGGGAGACGUUUCCAAGCCAGGAGAGAGAAAACAAUGGAAAUGAAUGGAAGGGACCAGCCGAUGUUAAGCUCAGCUCCAAGUCCAGUUGAAAUCUAUAUUAAUGCCGAUGUAUGGGGAGGGGAGGGAAAAGAGACCACGGACUGCGGGAUUCAAGAGCUGCAGUGAAAGCACCCAAAUGUUUUGUAACUGAUGAUUUUUUUUCCCAGAAUUCCUUUGCUCUUCUCUUCCCAAGGCCAUCUGCAAAAACAGAAACACAAUUCUGAGCCUGAGAUUAAAUUAGCCACAGCCUCACCACUG